AUUACACAAGUCUUGCAAGCAGUUUAAAACAGUUAUACUCACUAUGUUUUCCGGGUUUGGGUCUGCAAUGUUUGGUGGUGCUUCUUUUGCACCUAUGAAUAAUAAGUUUGAGGAGUUUUUCCGAUGCUAUCCAGUUGCUAUGAUGCCUGAUAAUAUCAGGAAAGAUGAUGCCAAUUUUGGAGGUAAGAUCUUUCUACCACCUUCAGCAUUGAACAAAUUGACGAUGUUACAUAUAAGAUAUCCGAUGUUGUUUGCAUUGACUAACGAAAGUGAGAAUAUUACAACGCAUAGUGGUGUUUUAGAGUUUAUUGCUGAAGAAGGAAGAGUUUAUAUUCCCCAAUGGAUGAUGCAAACAUUAAGAUUAGAACCAGGUGGAUUGAUAAAGAUUGAGAAUUGCGAUUUACCAUUAGGUAAGUUUGUUAAAAUUGAACCACAAUCAACUGAUUUUUUAGAAAUUCUGGAUCCAAAAGCGGUAUUGGAAAAUGUAUUAAGAAAAUUUUCAACUUUAACGGUUAAUGAUAUAAUUGAAAUAAAUUAUAAUGAUAGCAUUUAUGGGAUUAAAGUCUUGGAGGCCAAACCUGAAAGCGGUAGUCAAGGGAUCUGUGUUGUUGAAACCGAUUUAGAAACCGAUUUUGCACCUCCAGUGGGAUACGUUGAACCCGAAUACACUCCUCAAGUGAAGAAGCCAGGUUCAACACCAAUUGACCCAAGCAAGGUUAACCGAGGGGUCGGAGCGGGAAGUAUGUCCAGAUCAAUAGAUUAUGCAAAGAUUGUAGCAGAAGCAUCUAAUCCCCAAACACAAUCCUUUAAGGGAUCGGGGUUAAAAUUAUCAGGUAAACCUUCUGAAAAACAAGAUAAAGACGAAGGGAAGAAGAGUUAUAGCAUUGAUGAUUUGGAUCCAGAUGCACCAGCGGUUCCAUUAAAUUUACCGGAAAAUCAAUUAUUUUUUGGAUUCCCAGUUAUACUACCUACGCCAGAGGAAACUGAAGAAGAAGACACUAAUGCAAAGACCAAGGAACAGUCUUUUUCAGGAGCAGGUCAAUCGUUAAGACAGAGUAAGAAAAGAAAGGAUAAGACCAGUAGUCAUCCAUCACUCAAGAACCAUUCCAGAAGUCCUGACGUGAUUGAAAUUGAUUAGAGUAAUCAGGUUAAGUGUAUAGAUAGCUACAUAUAUAAUGAUAUUAAAUGCUUCGUUAUUAG
This is a messenger RNA of Hyphopichia burtonii NRRL Y-1933, 1200 nucleotides long. Its product is annotated as polyubiquitin-binding protein. Lineage: Eukaryota; Fungi; Ascomycota; Pichiomycetes; Serinales; Debaryomycetaceae. Gene Ontology annotation, molecular function: polyubiquitin modification-dependent protein binding. The record is from RefSeq and is a predicted model, not a curated record. The transcript has a single exon. The coding region runs from base 44 to 1138 and encodes 364 amino acids. Gene Ontology annotation, cellular component: VCP-NPL4-UFD1 AAA ATPase complex.